UGGGGUGAACGGAGGCCUCCAGAAUCGGUGUGCAGCGCGGAGUGCGAGCUCGGGCAGGCCAAGCAGUACGUGGAGGGCGAGAGCUGCUGCUGGCACUGCUUCAACUGCACGCAGUACGAGAUCCGAUCGCCCUACGUGGAAACAGCCUGCAUGGUGUGUCCCCGCGGGACGCUGCCCGACCCGACGCGGACGCACUGCAGGCCCAUUCCGGAGGCCUACCUGAGGCCCGACUCCGCCUGGGCUAUCGGCGCCAUGUCCUUCUCUUCUGUUGGGAUUCUGAUCACUGCGUUCGUUUGUGGCGUGUGGGUGCGACACAGCUCUACACCAGUCGUGAGAGCGAGCGGGAGGGAGCUAUCUUACGUCCUGCUCGCCGGGAUCCUCAUGUGCUACCUCGUCACCUUCGCGCUGGUCUUCAGGCCGACUGACAUCUUGUGUUCUAUACAGCGGUUCGGCACAGGGUUCUGCUUCACCGUAGUGUAUGCUGCUCUCCUGACGAAGACCAACAGGAUAUCCCGGAUCUUCAACGCCAGCAAGCACUCUGCCAAGCGGCCUAUCCUGAUCUCGCCCAGCUCGCAGCUUGCUAUAUGCGCUGCACUAGUUUCUAUUCAGGUGCUAAUAGUAGUGGUGUGGAUGAUAGUGGCGCCCGCGCGCGCGAUGUUCCACUACCCGACCAGGGAAGACAACAUGCUGGUGUGCGACUCGUACGUGGACGCGUCCUACAUGAUCGCCUUCUUCUACCCCAUCGUGCUCAUCCUCGUGUGCACCGUGUACGCCGUGCUGACCAGGAAGAUACCGGAGGCUUUCAACGAGAGCAAGCAUAUUGGGUUCACGAUGUAUACGACGUGCGUGAUCUGGCUGGCGUUCGUGCCUCUCUACUUUGGCACCGCCAGCCACGUGCCGCUGCGUGUCACCAGCAUGGCGGUCACCAUCUCGCUCAGUGCCAGCGUGACCCUCGUCUGCCUGUUCUCUCCUAAGCUGUACAUAAUCCUGAUCCGGCCGGAGCGCAACGUGCGCCAGAGCAUAAUGCCGGUGCGCUACAGCCGCAAGCCGGCGCCCGCGCACGCCGCGCCGCCCGCUUUGAAGAAAACGACGUUUGCCGACAAAGAAACCCAGACAGAGCAAGCUGACUUCAACAAACUCACUAACGGGCAGACGAUCCAACUGCUCAGUGAUAACAAAGAUAAAGAAGAAGCAAAACUCACCAAAGACGAGGAAAGAAUCCAGUGCAACAACAUCAAAGUCAACAACAACACCAACGACAAGCAAACAACAACUAACAACAAAGUGAAUACUGUGUGUGGAAUAAAUGAAAAGGCUGAAACUUUAUAGCAACGACAUUCCUCGAAGUCACUCAACGAGGUGUUCAAAAACGCCAAAAAUAACAAUAGUUUGAAAAUGAAAAAGAAAAGCUGUUCUUGUAAAAUGAAAGAACGGAAACCAGUUGUAGUGUAAACAAUCAGUGAUACGGACUUACUAGUGUAUUAUUAUUUAUCUACGGAUAUUAGAAAUUUUCAAUCGAAUUAUAAUAUUUAUAACAAUACCUAUCCUUAUACAAUAUUUUAAAACGUAACGCUUUGUAAAGAGGCCGCUUUUGACAUCUUCCAUCUAACUUUUUUGUACAUAAAACUGUUUAAAAUCACUUUCGCACCGAUAUUUAGUAUGCUAGUCACUUUGUAUAUAAAUGCGGGAAAAAUGUAAAUAUCCAACCAAAGACAAAUAGUGAUGUGUAUUGUACAUAAACGAUGUAUUUAAUGUACCUACUGUUAAGGUUAAGUUUGGUAUAUCAAAUAUUUAAGCUAAGUUGAAGAUGACUAUCGCUGCAUAUACAGGGUGUAGCUCUGAGCCAGGGCGGUAGCAGCAGCGUAUUAAUUAAGGUUUAACUCAGUACUUACGCUUCAAAAUGAAAAGCAGAUGUAUAAUAAACUUAUCGUAGAAACAAACGCUUUUUAGUAUUUUGACUGAUAUUCUAAUAAAAAAAUAGAUUUAGCAAUAGGAAAUCAUUUAAAUUGUCAAAUAACACUUGAAAAUAACGGUGAUGCAUGGACUUUGACGUGAGUUUUGGGAUUUAUUCGUAGUCUUCCUACUUUGUAUUCUGAUAAAUUAAUGAAUAAUGUAAAAUAUUCUGAUCGAUACUUUAAGAUGUAAAGAAAGCACGUUUUUGUAUAAAUCACUAAUAAUGUAUCGCUUUCUAAGUAAUAUCGCGUCGAUGUUGCCACUACCGUCUUUUGCUCGCCCUGUGUAUGUGCACACGUGACUAGAUAAUAUUAUAUAAUUAAUAUAU
Ostrinia nubilalis (European corn borer) is the source of this 2281-nucleotide messenger RNA. RefSeq names its product metabotropic glutamate receptor 2-like. Bases 151 to 1329 code for a protein of 392 amino acids. The transcript is spliced from 8 exons. The record is from RefSeq and is a predicted model, not a curated record. Gene Ontology annotation, molecular function: adenylate cyclase inhibiting G protein-coupled glutamate receptor activity. Gene Ontology annotation, cellular component: plasma membrane. NCBI's taxonomy places the organism in Eukaryota, Metazoa, Arthropoda, Insecta, Lepidoptera, Crambidae. Gene Ontology annotation, biological process: G protein-coupled receptor signaling pathway.